This is a messenger RNA of Phycomyces blakesleeanus NRRL 1555(-), 534 nucleotides long. RefSeq lists its product as hypothetical. Gene Ontology annotation, cellular component: mitochondrion. NCBI's taxonomy places the organism in Eukaryota, Fungi, Mucoromycota, Mucoromycetes, Mucorales, Phycomycetaceae. The annotation marks the transcript as partial. The transcript is spliced from 4 exons. The record is from RefSeq and is a predicted model, not a curated record.
CAUUUCGAUACAUUCAAAUUUGUCGAACGACUUGAGAAUGAAGGAUUCUCAAGAGAACAAAGUGAAGCCAUCAUGCGAUCAGUUCGUCAAGUUAUUUCAGAAAGCAUGACAGACCUCAGCAAAGCCAUGGUGACCAAAGCAGAGCAAGAAAAGACUGUUUACACAUACAAGGUGGAUUUUGCCCACCUCAAGUCAGAGGUCCAGUUGCUCGAGAAGAACGAUUUUUCAAUGAUGCAUGCCGAAAAUGAACGGCUCCAGGGUGAGAUCGAGAAGCUGCGACAGAAGCUGCGAGAGGAAAUUACGCGCACUCAGGCCAAUGUUCGGUUGGAUCUUAACCUCGAAAAGGGCCGGAUCCGGGAUGAAGCAAGUGCUCAGGAAAUCAAAAUCAAGGAAACUGACACCCGGAUCGAGAGUGAAAUCGCAGGCUUGCGUACACAGAUGGAAGCUAUCAAAUUCCAAAUUCUUCAGUACAUGAUCGGUACCAUUACUGGUGCAGGCGCUCUUUUCCUGGCUUACUUGCGCAUGUUCCGUUGA